AUGGCUCCUGCCACUGCCGCCUUUCUCUUUGCUCUCCUCGCCCCGUCGGUUUACGCCUCUCCAAUUGUAGCCCGUGGCAAAGAGUACGACUACAAAUCUUCUUGUGUCAACUACAAGCAUGCGAAGAACAUUCCCGGUGUCUUUCAAGAGGCAGGGCCGUUCCGUGGAAAGACGGACCCUUACUGUGACAAAAUGAGGGCGGCAGUGAUCGAUAAGGGUGAAGGCGAAUUCUACGAGGUGCCGGGCGAUACAUUCUUCAAAUACGGCGAUGAAGGUUAUGCGAGACCCACUAUACAGCGCAAUGUUAAAGACUCUCUGGGCAUCAAAACCAGGUUGACCCUGACGGACCGUGGCAGGGACCUGAUUAAGGAUGCUGAAAACCCCGAGGCUGCUUUCGAUGAGCUGUGUAGGCCAGCCUUUAUACAAUUUGGAACCAAAGGCAAAGGGUGUACACAGGAAUUGGAUUACAGCAAAAGCCAGCGUGAGAAUGGUGGUGACUUCACUACUACUGUUGUGAAUAAUGGCGACUUGAAAAUCUUCGACGGAAAGGAGGAGAUGGGGACGCUCUUUGUAAUCAAUGAAUGGCCUGGAAUUAAAAAUUAG
Messenger RNA from Nannizzia gypsea CBS 118893, 603 nucleotides. RefSeq lists its product as hypothetical. Lineage: Eukaryota; Fungi; Ascomycota; Eurotiomycetes; Onygenales; Arthrodermataceae. Bases 1 to 603 code for a protein of 200 amino acids. The transcript has 2 exons. The record is from RefSeq and is a predicted model, not a curated record.